This is a messenger RNA of Rhodofomes roseus, 1008 nucleotides long. Its product is annotated as ADP-ribosylation. Lineage: Eukaryota; Fungi; Basidiomycota; Agaricomycetes; Polyporales; Fomitopsidaceae. The coding region runs from base 91 to 771 and encodes 226 amino acids. The transcript is spliced from 9 exons. Gene Ontology annotation, molecular function: NAD+ poly-ADP-ribosyltransferase activity. The record is from RefSeq and is a predicted model, not a curated record.
GUGUUAGGAUGAAAAGCUGGUUUCGACGUACAAACGUCGAGCCACCUACGUACAGGGAUACGGGCAACUCUAGGUGUGCUUGGGCCGGCAAUGGGAGUGGACAAGAAUCCAUUCUCCAGGCAAACAUCCACGGUCUCAAGCCAGUAUGCACUUCGACUCCCAUCCUCAAGGAACUUGAACGAGGCACGAAAGAGUUUACGGCUGUGGCGCCAUCCUACACGUGUACCAACAGUGCUGCGGAUAUGGAAGAUCCAUUGUUUGAAGCGUGUUGAUGACAAGUUCACUCAGUACCAACGCGCCAUAACGUCAAAACGCAACGUCGCCAGAGGAAAUACCCGUUUGCUAUGGCAUGGAACAAUUCGAGCGUGUAGAAUCGGCGACAACAGCAGCAUGGGUAAUGUGUGCAAUAGACCCAGCUGCUCAGUAUGUGGGAUUAUCAGAACGUCCUUCUCCAUCGCAAGAGUGGGUCAGCAUCACAAGUUUUCCCAAUUUGGGAAAGGGAUAUAUACGACCGGAACGUCGUCCAAAGCGAAUGACUAUGUCGUGGAGCAGGGUGGGUCGCCAUACAAGGCGAUGCUCCUGAGUGAGGUUGUGGCAGGCAAAGAAGCAAGGAAGACGGCGAAUGAUCUGAUGUUGUCCAAGCCACCUGACGAGUGCGAUUGCGUUCUCGGCGUGCCCGGAACACAGUCGGUCUUGAACUACGAUGAAGUGGUUGUAUACAGGGACGACGCUAUCCGCCCGUCAUUCCUGGUUAUUUACCAGUCAGGCUGAUGCGAAUGCAGGAUUGCGGAAUCUCUGAUCUGUGUUUGGAUAACCAUUGUACAGAUUGAUGGUUCAGGAUGACGCUCAUGAUCUGUAUCUCAUGCAAGUUCCUCGUUGCGGCCCUUACUCACAAUGAUUGUCGUGGUCGCUGGCCCGGCCGCCACACCCCGUUAUGUACCGUAUUGUCACAGAUGAUAGUCGUACUACGCAUUCCAGUCAGAAAUCAUACUUCGGGAUUUCAACCUA